GAAAGUGGGCGGCGACGUGGUGGAGCAAACAUUUAACACCAUCAAGACUCAUGUCAUCCAAAGGAGCGCAUGGAGCUACCUUUACGCACCAGUGCUACCGCGCCUUCGGAUGCUGCGUACUCUGAGGCAGGAGCUUGAAGCAUCCUAGAAAUCGAAGGCGUUGUACAUUUAACCGCAGUAUCGUCGCAAGCAAAGCGAAAACCCGACGGUUCGUAUCCCGCUUUCGUUGUUGGCGAUGGAGCGGUGGAAAGGCAGAGUGGCCCUGGUGACCGGAGCCUCAGUGGGCAUUGGAGCGGCUGUGGCCCGGGCACUCGUCCAACAAGGCAUGAAGGUAGUCGGAUGUGCCAGGAACGUCGAUAAAAUCGAGAAGCUGGCAGCGGAAUGUCAGAGCGCAGGUUACAGCGGCACACUAAUCCCGUACAAGUGUGACCUCUCCAACGAGGAGGAGAUCCUCUCCAUGUUCUCCGCCAUCAAAACGCUCCACAAGGGCGUCGACGUGUGCAUCAACAACGCCGGGCUGGCGCACAACGAACCUCUGCUCAGUGGGAAAACAGAAGGCUGGAGGAAUAUGAUCGAUGUGAAUGUCCUAGCCUUGUCCAUCUGCACCCGUGAGGCUUACAAAUCAAUGAAGGAGAGGAACGUGGAUGACGGUCACAUCAUUAAUAUUAACAGUAUGUGCGGGCAUCGAAUGGUCCCGAGUGCUGACAAGCAUUUCUACUGUGCCACCAAAUACGCAGUGACCGCUUUGACAGAGGGAAUAAGGCAAGAACUAAGGGAAGCAAACACCCACAUCAGAGCCACUUGUAUAUCCCCCGGGAUAGUGGAGACUGAAUUUGCCUUCCGUCUCCAUAACAAUGAUCCAGAGAAAGCAGCUUCAGUGUACGAGAGUAUAAAAUGUUUAAAAGCAGAAGAUAUAGCACGUGCGGUCACAUUUGUCCUCGGUGCCCCUCCUCAUGUCCAGAUUGGAGAUAUUCAGAUGAGGCCAGUUGAGCAGGUGUCCUAGCAGUGAAACAGUAGCCAGACGCUGCAGAAGGAGCCCAGAAGUCAGCAGCCAUGGUGACUCAAUAGCGACCUCUGCUGAGCAAGGGUAGGAGUUGGGUGGAAUAAUAAAUGGAUGGGAAAAGAAAGAGCGCAAGGAGUCAAGAAAGGCUGGAUGGAGGAAAUGAAGGGUGUGGACGAAAACCACAAUGAAAAUACUACUGAACGCAGCCACCAGUUGUUUGUUAACUGAGACGACUCGAAAGUCCUUGCUGUGCUUAUGUGGUCAUCGAUAUGACCAUCGUUUCAGAUGAAGACUAUGCUAUUGACUGCACAUAUGUUUUUUUUUUUUAAGUCAUAUUACAUAUCUAUUUGAAAAUUAAAUUGGAACGGUAAUUGUCUGUUAAUAAUUUUUGGAUUCUUUUUAUAAUUAUUUGACCACUUGAUUGAUGAUAGAUCUGCUGUCAUAGAAAAAAAUAACCGUAAAAAGUACUGUAUUGUCUAUUUAACUAUUUAAUAUUCUCUAAGGCUUGACACCUUGACUUACAAUAUGGACAUACUCACUUUUUUUUAUUUUAUUUUAACUUU
Syngnathus acus (greater pipefish) is the source of this 1566-nucleotide messenger RNA. RefSeq names its product dehydrogenase/reductase (SDR family) member 11a (gene dhrs11a). Bases 236 to 1003 code for a protein of 255 amino acids. Lineage: Eukaryota; Metazoa; Chordata; Actinopteri; Syngnathiformes; Syngnathidae. The transcript is spliced from 7 exons. The record is from RefSeq and is a predicted model, not a curated record.